UCUUAGCUACAACUUUGUUUACUUGUAAUAUUUAUAAUUGCAAAUUUUGAAGAUGUGAGGACUUUAGAUUUUUGUCGCAAAUAUGGACAUAAAAGUUAUUGAUUCAAAUCAAUGAUGCUUAGCUGAGGAAACACUGCCUGCUCCAACAACAAAUACGAAUUUGCUGAUAAGAAAAGUCAACUCCAUACCACUUGACAUUUGCUCAUCUGUUUUGAUUUGCUUGGUUUAUUUAUUUUUUCUUAUCAAAAAGAUUUGGCAAAUUUGGAAUUACUAUACGAAUUCGUGCUAUUAAAAUGCAGAAAUCGCAGGACUCGCGUGACCGCGGAGCCGAGGAUCUGUGUACAGUUUCGAUGCGUAUCUGCCAAGAAGGACACGCAAAUGCGUUGGCUCUGAAUAAGGAAUGCAACCAAAUAGCUGUUGCGGGCAGAAGCCUUUUAAAGGUGUUCGCGAUUUAUAGCGAUGGAUUUACGGAAGUAUGUAAUAUGCGUGGUGGCAAAAAUCAAAAUCUCAGUUACUCCUCCAACGAUGUGGCAUGGAGUACAUUAGAUAGUAACAUAUUAGCCACAGCUGCUACGAAUGGUGUAGUAUCCGUUUGGGAUCUAAGUCGUUUCGGACAAAAGAAGCAACUGCAUGUUUAUAAUGAACAUGAACGCACUGCACACACAGUUGCCUUCGACAUACACGAUCCGCACAUACUGGUGUCUGGUUCGCAGGAUGGGACUAUCAAGCAAUUUGAUGUGCGCAAUGAAAAGUCUUCCUAUACAUACUACAGCAAUUCUGAGUCCGUUCGUGAUGUAAAAUUUAGUCCACACACACAGUAUGUGAUAUCAGCAGUGUCGGAAAAUGGCACCGUGCAAUUGUGGGAUUUGAGGAAAGGCGACAAAAGCAUUUUACAGUUUACUGCACAUAGUGGGCCUAUUUAUACAUGCGAUUGGCAUCCAACGAAAAAUUGGUUAGCCACUGGAAGUCGGGAUAAGCAAAUAAAAAUUUGGAAUAUGGAUGGAAAAGCCUCAUUAGAGCAUACAAUCCAUACAAUCGCAGUGGUGGGCAGAGUCAAAUGGCGCCCUGAUCGCAUCUACCACAUAGCAAGUUGUGCCUUAGUGGUGGAUUAUAGUAUCCAUGUUUGGGAUAUACGGCGGCCAUAUAUACCAUUUGCUUCAUUUAAUGAUCACACGAAUGUUACAACCGGUAUUGCCUGGAAGGGAGACAAUUCACAACUUUUACUAUCUACCAGUAAGGACUCGACUAUUUAUAGACAUGCAUUUAAAGACGCUGUUCGUCCGUCAUCAAAAGCAAAUGCACAGGGCGCCAGUUUAGGGCAUAGAGGUGAUAUAUCGUUCGCUCGUAAAAUCAAAUUAACCACAACUGAAACUGUUACCCAUGGCUCAAAGAUUAAUUCAUUUGUUCGACAGCGAUCCAGCAACCACGAAGACCAAUUUCACUUAGCCCAAUCUGAUGUUUGCCAAUUUAUAUUGAAGCCAUCGUACAUCGGCUAUUCUUUAAAAGAGGAGAUCACGCAUUUAAAAGAACAUGAAUGUUUUAUUGGCUGCGCAAAGGAGCUUAUUUUGAAUGGCCGAAAAUUAGUGGAUAUUUGCGAGCAUAACGCUAAUGUCACAAAAAAGUAUGGUAAACACAAUGCUACAACUUUAUGGAAUUUCGUUAAAGUUUUAUAUGGUUCCAACGAAUUCGGAAAGCACGAAAUACACCGCAAUUCUUUUUCAAAACAAAAGAGUGUUCAGACCUUACGUCGCCCCGCACAAAUUACACAUGCACACGAAAUACUACAAUGGGAUCGAAAUGAGCGCAAUGAUAAUAAUAAUAAUGAUGACAUGGCCGAUACGGUUGUACAACUAGAUAUGGAUUCGACCGUCAUGGGCGGUGUUAGUACUACAAGUAGUAAACAAAAUUAUCCCCCAUUCGGCUCUGUGAUACUUUCUGAAACGCAAAUACUAAAUGAGAUUACUUUCGAUAACUUCGAUUUACUGCGCGAAGGUUUCAUAUAUGUAGGGCCACCAGACUUUUCCAAAAUGCAUUCCCAUCAGGAAUCGGCGUUGCAUCAUGAUGUGCAAGCAGCGCGGCCGCAUUUAGAUUUAAAAGCGGAAUCCAAAGAGGCUUCACCGCCACCCAACACGCCAAGUGUGCUGAAGGUGAAUUCAGCGCCCGCUAUACCCAUAUGGGAGCCACAUCAAUUUGUUGCCGAAUCGAUAAUGUUGCAAGGAGAUGUUGGCGAUGUACAAACAACCAUUUCAAUAUUAAUUGCUAUGAGCGAAACACGCAAAUUGCUUCAAAUCGACGAUGUACUUGUUGAGACAUGGUUCCAAACUUAUAUCGAUCAGUUGCAUCGCUAUCAACUCUGGAAUGAAGCCUGCAAGGUAAUGAAUCUCUCUUGGUUGCGCGCAGUGCGUGAGUUAAAUCAACAAUCCACCUCGGUGCAUACGAACUGUGGUGAAUGUGGGCGUUCAUUAGCCGGUAGUGUUGGUUGGUACUGCCAGAAAUGCAAAUCAAUGCAAUCUUCUAAAUGCUCCGUUUGUGGUCUCAUUGUACGUGGCCUCUACGCCUGGUGUCAAGGCUGUUCACAUGGUGGUCACUUAGAGCAUAUAAUGGACUAUUUUGCCAAUCAUUUUAAAUGUCCGAAAUGUGGCCAUUUAUGUGAAUAUAAUUAAUGUGUUCUAAUAGCAUACUGAACUGCUUACAUUUAUAUAUAUAUAUAUAUAUAUAUAUUUAAGUUGCGAAAGUGUCGUAAUUGUGUACUUACAUAGUUGAGAUCGUAAUAUUAUAGCAAAACAAAAACAAUGAAAAU
Molecule: messenger RNA, 2800 nt
Organism: Ceratitis capitata (Mediterranean fruit fly)
Lineage: Eukaryota; Metazoa; Arthropoda; Insecta; Diptera; Tephritidae
Gene: Wdr24
Product: GATOR complex protein WDR24
Exons: 10
Coding region: 294-2663 (789 amino acids)
Biological process (GO): positive regulation of TOR signaling
Molecular function (GO): protein binding
Source: RefSeq, a predicted model, not a curated record